Messenger RNA from Moneuplotes crassus, 2353 nucleotides. NCBI's taxonomy places the organism in Eukaryota, Ciliophora, Spirotrichea, Euplotida, Euplotidae. The record is from the annotation of a GenBank genome assembly.
UUUAAUAAAAAUAAAAUGGACAAGGACCUAGAUGACACCACUACAAUAAAAACUAAGACCAGUAAAUCCAAAAAAGACAAGAAGGACAAAAAGGACAAGAAAGACAAGAAGGAUAAGAAGGAAAAGAAGGAUAAGAAGGAAAAGAAAGAUAAAAAGGACAAAAAAUCUAAACGGGAUAAAAGUGAAAAGUCCGUCACUAACAUAGCUGAAUCUCCUGAGAAGAAGACUAAAGAGAAGCCUCCUAAGAAGAGUAAUACUAAAGUAAAAAUAAUUGAUCCAAAAGACAAAAAUUACUUCGAAGGUUUAAAUGAAGUAAAAGAAUACCAAAAGUCUCUUUCUCCUCGAAGAAAACGGUUGCCUGCUCAUUGUUCUAAAGGUGCCAAAGAAUGUGUGCAGUGCUACUUUGCCAGCAAUGAUAUUCAGAUCCACCCUGAAGUUCUUGACAUCUCAAAUAAAAUUAAGAUUGAAGUUGAAGAAAAGGUUUCAAAGAAGAUCAAUAACGAAAUCCAGAUUCCAGCAGAAACUACUGAUAUUGACUCUGUCAUUGCCAGAGAGAAUGAAAUCGAGAUUAAGAAGAUGGAAAAAGCUCUCGAGGCCGAUCCUGACUAUCAGGAGUAUAAGCAGUUUAUUGAAGAAAAUCCUGAUAGAAAGAUGGAGCUACUAGCUUGUAGGCUCCAAGGAAAGAAACCUAACGCCGAUCUUAGUAAAGUAUUAAAUAACUCAGCUAUGAAACCAUUCAAAUAAAGUCCAGAUGUACUCUCCUGAAGAAAUAGAAGGAUCGCUUAAUAACACCUUUACCGGAAAGAAUGGCACUCUCCAAGGAACUAGAGCUUUUUCAGAUUUUAGAUCUCCUACCACUAAAACAUCUUUAUUCUCAGUCUCUACUCGACACAAUCGGUAUAAGGAUACUAAGCUUUCAGUACCGAGCCACCUUGAGCCGCCUCCUAAGGACUAUCAGAAGAACAUCAAAGUCAUUAAGAAGCUCCAAAGUGAGAAAAAGAAGCGAGAGCAGGUCAUCAAAUACGUUCAGGAAAAACAAAUGAAGAAGAGUCAAAUUGAAGUCCAGAAGAAAGAGAAGGAACAGGAGCUUCUCAAACUAGAGCAUGAGAAAGAAGUCCAACAGUGGAAAGACAAGCUUAAGCAAAGAGUUAAUGAACGGAAGGAGCUCAGGAAAAAGAACUUGAUCGAGAGCGAGCAGAAGAUCAAAGAGCUUAAGAAACAAACCCCUCUGUUUAAGUCACUUGAAAGAAAGUACUUCACUGAUUUUGAGAUACCUGAACUCCAGCAUCGUAAGAAGGCUCUUGAAGAAAUGAGAAAUAUGCCAAACCAUUCCAAAGUGGACAUCGAGAACAUCAAGAAGCACUCUCUUUAUUACGAGAAGCUCAGGAAGAAGAAGCUAGAAGAACGCAUCCAAUCCAGGAUGGAAAUCAUCAAGUCUCAAACAGAUAUUUCCAAGAAGUUACAGACAAAUACAUACCAACGCAUGAAGCUUAGGGAUGAAAUGGAAAUCAGUGUGGCUGAAGAGAAGAAAAUGGAGAGGUUAAAACUCAUCCAGAGUACUAAGAACUAUGCUAAGAAUGUGAAUGAUAUUUACAAACCUUCUAUUUCCACUAGAAAGCAGAGUGAGAUGAAGAGACUUAUCGAGGAAAUCGAUAAACCUGCUAAAGACAAGAUUAAUAAGAUAAAGUACGAAAGGAGCGCCAACUCUAUCUUAAAUAGGCCGAAUAUCUUAAAAACUAUUGACUCAGGAAGCAGCAGAGUUCGGGGAGGAAAUGAUACUAUCCAGAUGUCUGAUCUGUCUAGGCUUAACGAUAGUAACACUGGCAGUCCAAAGGAUGGCAAUAGACGUAGAGUAAAAGAUUCUAUAGAAAAUAGUUAUUACGAUGAUGAUCUUGAGAUAGUUCCAGAACGCUCCCCUAACUCAAAAAUGUACUCUAAAACUCCUAAGAGACUUCAGCAAAGAAGUAGGUCUAGUCUGAGGAAUACUGAGAGGAAGCGACUGAAGAAUCACUCUUUCAACCAGAACGAUAGCUAUGAACCAAAGCCCUUUAUAAAAUAUGAUUAUCUUGCUGAAGUAAGGAAUAAGAAGCAAGAGAAAGGUGCAUAUAACUAUAAAGCUAAUAAUUUCUGGAAAUCCGACAUCCACGAUCUAUCCAAAUCAACUGUUGACAAAUACCACAACAUCAAGUAUAAAACAAGUGAUCUAGAGUGGAAGGCCAAGAUGAAGGAGGACAAAUUUGUAAUGUCUCAGCCAGACGGCAAGUACAAGGACGAUGUGAGCUCCAUGUACAUUGACGCUAUUAAAGCCAAAGCAGCCUUCUUGUCAAGCCUUUAGUAUUAAAAAUAUUCAAAA